UAUCUGUUCCCGGUAUACUCGUGUACUCUGUGUCUGGUGUCUGUGACUGUCUGUGACUGGCUAUCAUCUUCUUGGUGGCUAUUAUCUUCCAUGAUUGAAUAAUCUGUGUUCCAUGAUCGAACUUCGAAGCGAUGUUCUAAAGUAUAGGCAUUUAUUUAAGCUUAAUUAAUGUACUGUGCUAAAAAUUAUUGAUUACUUUGGGUGUUGAACAAACUGAACUUUGCUACGCUUCUUGUUGGAAUAUUUACAUGAUUAGUGCUAAAAUACCAUCAAAAAACUUAACUUAGUUUAUACAUUGUUCAAGUAAGAUUUAUUUAAAAAGCGACAUGGAGGAUCACAGAAGUGUUGAAGAUACUCCGGCGUCUCAAAGGCUGACGAAUGAUGACUUUAGGAAGUUGCUAAUGACUCCGCGCUCGACACCAUCUGGGGGUGCGCACCCUCCUGGUUCAGUCAGAGAAGCCAUGGCUAAUGCAGGGACUAUGCCCCCACCUACGGAAAACAAAGGCGAGCUUCGUCGUAAAAAGAAAUCGUAUUAUGCUGCUCUCAAAAAACAAGAAGACAAUAAGCUGGCCGAGCUUGCUGAGAAGUAUAGAGAUCGAGCGCGAGAGAGACGGGAUGGUCUCAAUGAUAUAACUACCAUUGAUCCUGCGAGUAAUACCAGCAGUGCCUACAGAGCUGUGGCACCAGACCUUAAAUCUGGUAUGGACGCAAAGGAACGGAGACGGCAAAUGAUUCAGGAAUCUAAAUAUCUCGGUGGUGAUAUGGAACACACUCACUUGGUGAAAGGUCUCGAUUAUGCUUUACUGCAAAAAGUCCGUUCAGAAAUUCAAACUCGUGAACAAGAACAGGAGGCAGAGAUGGAGCGACUUGUGUCAGCUCCGUUGGAGCCCAUUCAAGAAGCUAUAAAAGAAAUUGUUCCUAUCGAAGAAGAAAUACAGUAUCAAACUCCCAUGGCAAAAAAUAUUUGUAACCUCAUCAUGGAACAAAAGAGCAAGAAGGUGACCCGCAACGAGCUGUUCGCGCCCGGGCGCACGGCCUACGUGGUGGAGCUGGAGGAGGAGGGCGGCGACAGCGACAUCCCCACCACGCUGACGCGCAGCAAGGCCGACGUGCCGGCGCCCGACCGCCGCAGCUCCGCCGCCGCCGCCGCCGACGUCGUGCUGGACAAGCUGCAGCAGAUCUUCUCCUACCUGCGCCACGGCCGCCACCGCCGCAUGAAGAAGACCAAGGAUAAAGCGACAGACAAGGGCCGUAACGAUGACUCCAUAUAUGGCGACAUCGGUGACUACGUGGCUGAAAGGAGGGGCGACCGACGCGACGAGAGACCGCGGACUUACUUCGACAAACCUCUAGAGGUUGAAAAGGAAGAGGGGCCGGGCGCGCCGCGGGCGGAGCGCGAGUCGCGCUCGGCGGCGCUGCUGUCGCGGCUGGCGGCGGAGCCCGAGGGCUACGCCGAGUGCUACCCCGGCCUGCGCGAGAUGGACGACGCCAUCGACGACUCCGACGACGAGGUCGACUACACCAAGAUGGACGCCGGCAACAAGAAGGGGCCCAUCGGUCGCUGGGACUUCGACACACAAGAAGAGUAUUCGGCAUACAUGAGCAGCAAGGAAGCUCUUCCGAAGGCCGCCUUCCAGUACGGAGUCAAGACUCAAGACGGACGUAAGACGAGAAAGACCAAGGAUAAGAGUGAGAAAGCUGAACUCGACCGGGAAUGGCAACAGAUACAAAAUAUAAUUCAGAAACGCAAAGCCCCACAGUACACUGCCGAUGAAACGGGAUUCAGCAAAACUCCUAGAUAUUAGUGCCUUUUAUUUUAAUUAUUGUAAAAUAUAAAUAUAUAAACAUAUUUAAGUAUGAAAUAUUUUACUGUUUAGUAUGUGUCUAUGCUGUUUAUAAUUUAGUCCUAAUAUCUUGCUAAAUGUAAAUAGUGUGACAGAAAUAAAGUUCUAAGAUUUAA
This is a messenger RNA of Melitaea cinxia (Glanville fritillary), 1960 nucleotides long. RefSeq names its product protein Red (gene beag). The transcript is spliced from 11 exons. Gene Ontology annotation, cellular component: nucleus. The record is from RefSeq and is a predicted model, not a curated record. Gene Ontology annotation, biological process: mRNA splicing, via spliceosome. The coding region runs from base 327 to 1805 and encodes 492 amino acids. NCBI's taxonomy places the organism in Eukaryota, Metazoa, Arthropoda, Insecta, Lepidoptera, Nymphalidae.